This is a messenger RNA of Arachis stenosperma, 681 nucleotides long. Its product is annotated as vesicle-associated membrane protein 711-like. Gene Ontology annotation, cellular component: membrane. Gene Ontology annotation, biological process: vesicle-mediated transport. The transcript has 4 exons. The record is from RefSeq and is a predicted model, not a curated record. The coding region runs from base 1 to 681 and encodes 226 amino acids. Lineage: Eukaryota; Viridiplantae; Streptophyta; Magnoliopsida; Fabales; Fabaceae.
AUGGGGAUACUAUAUGCGAUGGUGGCGAGGGGGGAGGUGGUUCUGUCGGAGUUCAGCGCCACUCCCACGAAUGCAAAUGCCGUAGCCAAGCAGAUACUCAACAAGAUCAACAACCAACAAGGCGCCACCAUCAACUGCGACAGCAACGUCUCUUUCUCCCACGAUCGCUAUGUCUUUCACGUCAAGAGGACCGACGGCCUCACUGUUCUUUGCAUGGCCGACGAUGCUUUCGGAAGGAGGAUCCCGUUUGAAUUUCUUGAAGACAUUCAUCAGAGAUUCGUGAAGACAUACGCGAGAGCGAUUCUGUCAGCUCCGGCGUAUGCCAUGAACGAUGAAUUCUCGAGGGUGUUGAGCCAACAGAUGGAUUAUUACUCCACUGACCCUAACGCUGACAGGUUGAACCGUCUCAAAGGUGAAAUGUCUCAGGUUCGAACGGUAAUGAUUAACAACAUUGAGAAAGUGUUGGAGAGAGGUGGCAGAUUGGAAGUGUUGGUUGAGAAGACAUCAGCAAUGAACAACAAUACUGUUCGUUUCAGAAGACAAUCCCGCCGUUACCAGAAUAAUCUCUGGUGGAGUAAUCUUAGGCUCAGGGUUACAUUUAUUAUGAUUUUCUUCAUCGUCAUUUACAUUGUACUGGCGUUUUUCUGCCACGGUCCAUUGUUGAUGUCAUGCUGGAGAUAA